Eurypyga helias (sunbittern) is the source of this 570-nucleotide messenger RNA. Its product is annotated as maltase-glucoamylase, intestinal-like. The record is from RefSeq and is a predicted model, not a curated record. Gene Ontology annotation, molecular function: alpha-1,4-glucosidase activity; carbohydrate binding. Lineage: Eukaryota; Metazoa; Chordata; Aves; Eurypygiformes; Eurypygidae. Gene Ontology annotation, biological process: carbohydrate metabolic process. The transcript has 4 exons. The annotation marks the transcript as partial.
AUGUCCUUCAAACAGAGAAUCUGCACCCUGCGUGGCUGCUGCUGGAGUCCCAUGAGCGAUAUCAGUGUGCCCUGGUGUUUUUUCUCUUCAAACCAUGGUUACAAAGUGGAUGGGUCGAUAAGAUCAACUGAGAAAGGAUUUGAGACUACGUUAACAAGGCUGCCAUCACCUUCUCUCUUUGGGGAUGAUAUCAACACCGUCCUCCUCACAGGAGAGUGUCAGACAUCAAAUCGCUUCCGGUUCAAGAUCACUGAUCCUAAAAAACCCAGGUUUGAAGUCCCUCAUCAGCAUGUGCGACCUUUCAGUGGAUCUGCAGCCUCCAAUUUAAACUACAAAGUGGAUGUGAAGCAGAACCCUUUUGGCAUCGUGGUGACCAGAGUGAGCAAUGGCAGAGUGCUGUUUGAUACUACCAUAGGACCACUGCAGUAUGCUAACCAGUUUUUACAGCUAUCCGUCAAACUACCUAGCAGCAACAUUUAUGGUGUGGGAGAGCAUGUGCAUAAGCAGUACCGGCACGACGUUAACUGGAAAACCUGGCCCAUAUUCAGCAGAGAUAUUGGCCCCUCUGGG